AUGCACCAAGCUAAAACAAAUGAUCUUGUUUUUCUUCUUGCUGCAUCAAAUUUACAUUGGCGUUUAGAAAAACGUGUUUUAGUUGAUUUGUCAACAAAAGAAGCCCAAGAAACUAUAUUUCAACAAUUUUUACCACCAACUGUUAUUUGUGAAAAUAAUGGUCUUGGUUAUUCUGGUGUGGAUAUCAUACUUGUAUGUAAAGAAGCCGCAAUGAAUCUAUUGCGACAAGUAUUUGAUAUACUUGAAACCCUUCAAGAUGAUCCUGAAUUAAGUAAAUGUAUUCAACUUGAUUCAAUAACAACAACUGAUGUUGAAAAAGUUUUAUCAACAAUAAAAUUAUCAACACGAGCCUUUAAAGAUAAAUAUAUACAAUGUCAAAAAGAAUUUGAAUCUGUUUAA
Messenger RNA from Rotaria sp. Silwood1, 399 nucleotides. The record is from the annotation of a GenBank genome assembly. Lineage: Eukaryota; Metazoa; Rotifera; Eurotatoria; Philodinida; Philodinidae.